Messenger RNA from Sclerotinia borealis F-4128, 5208 nucleotides. The record is from the annotation of a GenBank genome assembly. NCBI's taxonomy places the organism in Eukaryota, Fungi, Ascomycota, Leotiomycetes, Helotiales, Sclerotiniaceae.
AUGCAACGAUCCUCAUCGCUCCCGGGGCCUGGGCAUGCCUCACCUCCCAUUUCCUCAACAAUCACUCAUGUGUCGUCCAGGAGCCCGACGCCUUCUCCACCGGAGAAGAACGGUUUACCACAAAUACAACGAUAUCAGUCGAGAAGUCCACAAAGACCAACCACUUCUUACAAAGACCUACCAAGUGACACGGGUAAGAAAAGAAGUACUGUUCAGGAUUCUUCGCGUUCGCGCUCGCCCUCACCUACAGCUGCCCAGGACGUUCCAGGCGCCGUUGAUAGAUCGUCCACUCCAAGGCCGCACAACCAAGAAUUUAUAGCUCCAAUGAAGAUGCCUCAGCCUUUAUUGCAGGAUGUCUCCCAAUAUAUGAACACCCAUAUUAGUGCCGUAACUGCAAUGACUACGAACACGAGCCUUGAAGAGCUUGCCCAUUUAGUUAGGUUGUCCACGUACCAGGAGAAGAAGCGUGCCCAUUCACGCAUUCGUUUACAAAGAUCCUUGGUGUCAACCGCGCUAUCUGCCCGCUUGGCACGUUGUGGAGAACUGGCACAUAGAACCCUGGUUGACAACUUCAGGGCCGACGAGAAAAAAAACUUUGCCAGCCUUUAUAAUGCCAUACAUGAUGUCCGAAACUCAUGCGAUGCCUCUCGGCGCUUCGCUUUAUUGGAGCCUGAUUUUGACCAUGGACAAUCAAGUAUAUCUGGUAUCGAGGACACAGGCCCUAUGUUGAACUUUAUGCAUGGGAUUCCCCUACGAUCUCGUGAAUGCCUGCUUAAUUUUUUGACCCAAAUCAGGACAAACUCGGAUUAUUUAGCUAGCCGUAUAGCCAGCCUUACGUCGACGGAGUUGUCGGCCUUGACAAAUUUCCAUCAAGGUUUAGAAGCCAUCGAUUCUGUUCUGCCCUUUCACACUCGUUCUAAGGGCCAUUCAGCUAGUGCCCACCGCAUCCUUUCGCAUAUACCCUCCGCAGUUGAGCGUUUGCUUUCUUUCCAGCGUCAUGAUCCUUUGUCUGCCUUGAUUCACACUUGUUUUGCAAAUUCCGCUGGUCCCGAUUCGCUUGAGGAUCUUAGGAGAACUGAUGUCUGGGCCACCGCGUGCGCCAGGUUAAUUACCGAGAGCAAAAGCGGAACGGAUCCCUUCAUCUGCAGCGUUUUGAACGUCUGGACCACCAUGAGAGACUGGUCAGGGCGAAGCAAUAUGGAAUGGUAUUUGAUGAAAAUUCUUGAGGAUGGAGCCUUUUUAUUGGAAAAAGCCGAGGAUCAGGCUGGUACCCGGAUACAUGUCGAGCCACGGAAUGCCAAGGACUCUAUAGCUGCAGAUGAGUUUUAUGAUGCAGCAAUUCAUGGCCUUUUCGAUAUUAUUGACGAUCCAGGUGCAGGAGGAAUUCCAGAAGGUCUAAUCGAACUUGGCAACGCCAUUCUUCGAAAACUCGAUCCCAAAAGACAUGGACCCACCAGGAGAUUUCUAGUAUCAAAAUGGCUAUUUUCUGUUUUCUUAUUGAACGCAAUAAUCCAUCCAGAGUCAUACGGCAUGAUGUCGGAAUAUCACAUCACGGAGUAUGGUAGGCAAAAGAUUUUGAAAGAAGUUGCGAUGCGCGCACAGCGCUUUGUCGUUGAUAUGACCUGGAAUAAGUCCUCUCCACCGCCGGUGAUUAAAGCUCACAUAGAAAAUAUCUUGGCACGUUUCCGUUCCUCAAGACCAUCAAAAUCCAUUGCGAAACUUCUGCCCGCCAGGUCUAUUACAUCCUUGAGGGAGACAGCCGAGGUGCACCCUUAUCUUGUCCUUGCUCCUGCCGAUCUAAUGACUAUGGUAAAUGCAUUGUUUCCGGAAAGUCGACCUGCAUCGAGUUUCUCCACCAAAGAUUCGCAUCUCAGUGGCUUGCGAUCUACGGCUUCUUCUGUCUCAGGAAUGUCUGCCAUAUCAGUGCUACUACCGCAAGUACCUACUCGUGAAACUUUAGACGGUGCUUCCAUAAUGAGUAAUAGUGGCUCAUCGACAAUUAGUGAUGUAACUACAUCCAGAGAGCCCCUGCUCAAUGAAACAUCAAGCACACAACAACAAGCAUCGUCUAUAUCAAUAUCAUCUAUUUGUCAGAACCAACGACUUAGUUAUUAUGAAGAUGAUGGGUUUGAGCUCCGGGAAGCUCUGCAAGAGAUGUCGCGAUCUCUAGGUAGCGAUACCAUCUCUGGCGCAUGCCAUCCUUGCGCUGAGCGAUGGACUGUUCUAUUUAUGACGCCCGACGGACAAGGAUUAUCGACCCAAAUGCUUCACGAUGACGAUGGAGAUGACGAAGAAGGUACUUCAAGCAGUGACACCGAUGAGGAUAGUAAUGGGUAUCAUUCAGAUCUUGACAAAGAUUACCAUCAACUAAGAAGUUCGAUCCUGAAACUUGUGGAAGAUUAUGAGAUUCCCGAAUCGUUGGAUUCAAGAAUUGAAUCGAAGACUUUCAGUAAUCGUACAUCAAUCCUUGAGACUCCUCGUAGGAAGCAUCACAGCAAGCCGAAGUCGUUGGCUCAAAUACAAUCGAGGAAUCCCUACCGGUCCCGUGAUCAAUCCCCCAGAGUGGAUAAAGCUUUCAAAGGAACUGACGCCAGGUAUGCAAAACAGAGAGCCGAAAUGGAGGCAGAGGCCCCCUCCGUUUUAAUUUCUAUGCUAGAGGCUGCAGGGUCUCAAUGCAAGGCACAGUCUGAUUUCAUCAAUGCUCAUCUAUACUGGAAAACUCUAAGACAGCUUAAUCAACUGUCAUCCGCUUCAUUGAAGAGAGAUGGCUUUGCAUCUCUCCUGACCAUUCUUUCAAGAGGACCCAGGGACUGCAUCCGCCGCUCCACUAGUGCAAUCGAAGAAUACGACGCAUGGUUGGUUUGGCUCAAGCAGUCACAGGAACGCCAUGAUGUAACAAUUGAAUCUAUGAUGAAACGUCUGAAGGCUCUCCGCGAUAAAAUGUGGUAUGUCACCGAUGUUCGGAAUUCGGCAGCGUAUGAGGGAGCCCGGAACAUUGCCAUAGCUUUGAAGUGCAUGGUCUCACCAAAGAAAGGAUUUCAUUUGGACAAGUCUAGCGCUCGUUCUCGCAAUACUCCGAAGCCAUUAGCAAACAAUUUUCUUCUGAAGACAGAGGCACAAGUCAUGGACAUGAUGGCUGCUAGUGAUGACCAAGGCGGCCCAAAUAAACUUUCGGACGAGCAAGCCGAGAAAACCCUGAGGUGGUUGUCUCAAUUCGGAAUCGAGAACUUUUGCAAGGGCGAAGAACGAAUCCAUAGAUUUGGUUUAGAAAUCGAGACGUGCAUUAAUAAACUAGUUGGAGAUAACUUGAUGGAAGGGCCUGUUCUUUGGUCUAGUGAACUAUAUAAUAGAGACAAGCGGAUUUUGGACAGCGGAAAACAAAAAGGCGAUCUGUCUUUGAAUAAUACUCGAUAUCUCAAUUUAAUUGGAGAAGAUAUGACUGAUACAGAUACCAAACGCCGCGGCCUACGCAGCACAGAUCUUAAUCGUCCUGGGAUUCACGACCUUCGGGCUAUGUCUACCAAGAAUAAUUCUCAGCAAAGUUUCAGCUCAGGAAGGUUCAGCACACCACGGAUAAACCCUCCCGGAGACCUUAUGGACUCCCAGGAUUACUUCGGUAUGGCAAGUCCCGUAUUGACAAUAGAUUCUGCAACAACCUUUUGGUCGCCUUUCCAAACACGAGCCCAGUCCCCAACCACGAGCAUCAGUAGUCAUCGCCCGGAUACUGCUUCAUCUACCAACGAGACCAUCAUGCUAAAGGAUGACAAUAUGAAUGCAGCUAAACAACGAUUCCUGACAGAAUUGAAGCAAAGUUUGACGAGUUUACUUCUUAGUGACCUUGGUACUCUCGUUUUCGCUCGUGGGAGCGAGACGGACUCUUGGUUUUCGGGUUCCAUAGGUCAAGAUUGUGUCGAAAGAAGGGACCGUGGAGAUCGGAGAGCCAAGAGGAAGAGUAGAAAGCGUGUAAUCGAAAAGAAGAAGAGCUUUGGGGACCUUCGUGGAGCUCAAAAGACAGAGCAGCUCCCGAUUGAACGCCAAGACUUGCUUGUAGAAAAGGCAGAAAAGAGUUCCACAUCGAGCAACAAAAGUGUCCCUGAUACUGGAGCUUCGGAAAAUCGCUCUACCACGGAAAGCUCCUCCACUAGCGAUUCUGUUCACACAAGAGCUAGAAAGAGUACGAUGAGAGCCACAAAAGAAUCAGAUAAUUCCGAAUUCCCUUACAGAAUGGCUUUCCAGCGUUUAUUGCGUAUGUUUUCUGUUCAUCCCAAUCCAUACGCGAAGCUUAACGCGCUAUACGAGCUCGAGCACUUGAUCGUAGCUUACUUGACGCCAUCCACCUCAAGACGUCCCCGAGUUCGGCAGGAGCCCAUACCUUCUCCACAAUCCCCUGAGACUUCGCACCAUAACGCUUUUGGGCCCACUGAUGCAACAGCAACUACUCCAAGAGCAAGGACUCUCGGAGAAGCGAUUGGCAAUUGCAAAGAGCGUCGGUCCCAUACGCUCAUUCAAACAGAGAACCCCCCAUUAGUCAAUCGAAAUACUGAACGGUAUUCGAGCUUGAAUGUACCAACUGCCGCGAGUACGGAUAUGAUUGUCGAUGUCUUGCAAGACCUGUUUCGCGACCCAGAAAUGAGGCCAAAGACAUUAUUUCGUGAUCUACAAUUCAUUGCCUCGUUUGUCCCAGCUGCUACUUUAGACAAAACCGAACGCGGGAAAGCUUUCUGGGACGCUGGACUUGCUGCACUUGGUCUUAAACAAGAUGUCUGUCGUACACUAAUCGAGAUCGCAGAUGAGAUAGUGGUACAUUACACCCAAAGUCGCAAGACAACAACCGCUUUGUCAGAUUCCUCGUCUCCCAACGGUGAGUUGAUAAAAUAUAGCAUGCAGGAUGCUGCCAAUAUGUGGACGAUUACGGCGAAAGAAGGAGACCCUGUGGCAGAGCGCGAACUUGCCAUAUUUUAUUUGACCCACCCCGAACUGGUGGAAAGAAUCACUGCUCCAUUAAGCAAACCUCGUGAAACCUUCAAAGCACAGGUCAUGGAAAUGCACCAAGGCAAAGAAGGUGUGGUGACGGAGAGGGAUAGGGAGAGGAGCGAUCCUGCCACCAUGUGUGUUGCUUAUCAUUGGAUGGAACUAAGUGCACUUGGUGGGGAUGAAUUGGCAAAGAAGUAUCUACGACAGCGCGAGGAGCUGAACGCUAUUCCAUGA